AUGAUCGGAAUCAAUUACGGCCGGAUAGCUAACAACCUCCCGUCGCCGGAGAAGGUAGUGAAUCUCCUGAAAUCCCAAGGAAUCAACGGUAUCAAAAUCUACGACACCGAUAAUAAUGUACUAACUGCUCUCGCCAAUUCUGGAAUCAAAGUGAUCGUCACUCUCCCCAACGAGCUUCUCUCCUCCGCCGCUUCCGACCAAUCAUUCGCCGACAACUGGAUUCAAUCCAACAUAACCAAAUACUUCCCGGCUACACAGAUCGAAGCUAUCGCCGUCGGCAACGAAGUCUUCGUCGAUCCGAUGAACACGACGACGUAUCUCGUCUCUGCAAUGAAGAACAUUCAUAGCUCUCUGGUAAAGUACAACGUCGACAAAUCGAUCAAGAUCUCUUCUCCGAUUGCUCUAAGCGCGCUUGCUAACUCGUACCCGCCUUCUUCCGGUUCGUUUAAACCGGAUUUGAUCGAACCGGUUAUUAAACCAAUGCUUGAUCUGCUACGCCAAACGUCGUCGUAUCUCAUGGUAAAUGCUUACCCGUUCUUCGCGUACGCAGCAAACGCCGACGAAAUCUCCUUGGACUACGCUCUCUUCAGAGAAAACGCCGGGAAUGUUGAUUCCGGUAACGGAUUGAGAUACAACAGUCUCUUCGACGCUCAAAUCGACGCCGUUUUCUCCGCCAUGUCCGCCGUUGGAUUUGACGGCGUUAAGGUGAUGGUGACGGAGACUGGCUGGCCUUCCGCCGGAGACGAGAACGAGGUUGGUGCUAGCCAAUCCAACGCCGCGGCGUAUAACGGCGGACUCGUGAAGAGGGUUUUGACGGGUAACGGAACGCCGUUAAAACCGGGGGACCCACUCAACGUCUAUUUAUUCGCUUUGUUUAACGAAAACCAGAAACCGGGGCCCACCUCCGAGAGAAACUACGGGCUGUUUUAUCCGAACGAGGGGAAAGUGUACGACGUUCCGUUCGUCACCGGAGAGGCGAGGACAACGCCGAUAAACGGUAACAGAGCUCAGGUUCCGGUGGCUCACGAGGGACAGACGUGGUGCGUGUCGAACGAGAAAGCGGCGAAGGAGAAGCUGCAGGCAGCUCUUGAUUACGCUUGCGGAGAAGGAGGAGCUGAUUGCCGUCCGAUUCAACCAGGUGCCACGUGUUACAAUCCUGAGUCGUUAGAAGCACACGCUUCCUACGCAUUUAACAGUUACUACCAGAAAAACGCACGUCGUCUUGGCACGUGUUACUUUGGUGGGGCCGCGCACGUGGUCACGCAACCUCCUCGUACGUAA
Arabis nemorensis is the source of this 1281-nucleotide messenger RNA. The record is from the annotation of a GenBank genome assembly. NCBI's taxonomy places the organism in Eukaryota, Viridiplantae, Streptophyta, Magnoliopsida, Brassicales, Brassicaceae.